Coccidioides posadasii C735 delta SOWgp is the source of this 1101-nucleotide messenger RNA. RefSeq names its product putative secondary metabolism biosynthetic enzyme. Lineage: Eukaryota; Fungi; Ascomycota; Eurotiomycetes; Onygenales; Onygenaceae. Gene Ontology annotation, molecular function: oxidoreductase activity, acting on NAD(P)H. The record is from RefSeq and is a predicted model, not a curated record.
AUGGAGGAACGGUUAAAGAUUCCAACCACUCAACGGGCAAUCAUCCAAAGCAAGGAGCCACUGGGUUCGCUAACACUAUGUGAAGAUCGCUCUAUUCCAACUCUGCUGCCCGGGCAGGUUCUUGUGAAGACCGCUGCUGUUGCUUUGAACCCCUGCGAUUGGAAAAUGCCAACCAAUUUUCCAUUUCCGGGGGCAGGAGAUGGUUCAGACUACGCCGGAACUAUCGUUGCGCUAGGACCAAAUGCUCGAUCUGAUUUCAAAAUUGGGGACCGUGUCGCAGGCGCCGUUCAUGCCUCAAACCCUCUUAACCCGGAAUCCGGUGCGUUUGCGCAGUAUGUUGCGGGCUAUACGGAUCAUCAAUGGAAAAUUCCAGACGGCCUUUCAAUGAAGGACGCUGUGGCUAUUGGUUGGUGUGUUGUCGGGAGCGUUGGACUGGCACUGUUUCGAACUAUGAACUUACCUGGAUCCCCCGAGAAGCCUGUUGGGAAACCCACUUACGUGCUGGUAUAUGGGGGAAGUACUGCUAGCGGGACAAUUGCGAUACAGCUCUUAAAACUGUCAGGAUUCAAAGUCAUCACAACUUGUUCCCCGAAAAAUUUCUCCUUGGUGGAAUCAUAUGGAGCAGAGAAAGCCUUUGACUAUAACUCGCCGACCUGCGCGGAUGAUAUUCGUAUGUACACCAAGAAUUCCCUCCGCUAUGUUCUUGAUAUCAUCACGGAAGCAAAGUCGAUUAAACUUUGCUACGCCGCUAUCGGUCGUACUGGAGGUCAAUAUGUCGGCUUCGAACUUAUCCCUGACGAACUAAUCGCCAAUAUGAGAAAAGCAGUUAAGGCGGACUGGGUGCUAGGAAUCAGGAUGACAGGCCUGGAGAUUGCUCUUCCGGGAGGAUACGGCAGUCCUCCGGACCCUGAGUUACGGGCUUGGGGUUCUGAUCUAGCUAAGCGCAUGGAAACUCUGAUCCACGCUGGCAAAAUAAAGCCUCACCCCCCAAAAAUUAACCCGGGGGGCCUCGAUACAAUCAUUGCAGGAAUUGAAAAAAUGCAACGACGGGAAGUCUCCGGCGAAAAGAUGGUUUAUAUUGUGGAUUCCGAGGAUUUUUAG